Raphanus sativus (radish) is the source of this 2081-nucleotide messenger RNA. Its product is annotated as protein NRT1/ PTR FAMILY 2.9. Gene Ontology annotation, cellular component: plasma membrane. Gene Ontology annotation, biological process: transmembrane transport. Lineage: Eukaryota; Viridiplantae; Streptophyta; Magnoliopsida; Brassicales; Brassicaceae. The transcript is spliced from 4 exons. The record is from RefSeq and is a predicted model, not a curated record. Gene Ontology annotation, molecular function: transmembrane transporter activity. The coding region runs from base 187 to 1950 and encodes 587 amino acids.
CUGUCCUCUCCUUUUGAUAAAGUGGAGUCUUCUUUUUAGUCAAAUUAAUAUCUAAUCAAACACUUUGGUUUGGUAUAAUGUCCAAUUAACUUUUUGGUUCUUCACUCUACCCACUAUAUAAAUAUUUACGAGAUACAUACACACGUUUAUUGAGAGUAGAGCAGAGAGAGAGAGAAACGGAGAGCAAUGGAGGUUGAGAAGACACAGGAGAACAUUACAGGGAAAGAGAAUGAUGAGCCUAAGAUCGUCUACAGAGGGUGGAAAGUCAUGCCCUUCAUCAUUGGAAACGAGACAUUUGAGAAGCUUGGAAUAGUUGGGAGCUCAUCAAAUCUUGUCAUAUACUUAACGACGGUUUUCAACAUGAAGAGCAUCACGGCGGCGACCGUCGUCAACAUCUACGGUGGCACAAGCAACUUCGGCACCAUCGUGGCCGCUUUCCUCUGCGACUCUUACUUCGGCCGCUACAAAACCCUAUCUUUCGCCAUGAUCGCUUGCUUCCUCGGUUCGGUGGCGAUGGAUCUAACGGCUGUGAUUAACCAGCUGCAUCCAGAUAAAUGCGCCAAGGAAAUAGGAAGCGUGUGCAAGGGGCCAUCUAUAGGACAGAUAAUGUUUCUCGCCGGAGCAAUGGUUUUGCUGGUGAUCGGAGCCGGUGGGAUUAGGCCUUGCAAUCUCCCCUUUGGUGCUGAUCAAUUUGAUCCCAAGACCAAAGAAGGCAAACGAGGGAUAGAGAGUUUCUUUAAUUGGUAUUUCUUCACGUUCACGUUUGCUCAGAUGGUAUCGUUAACGCUCAUCGUCUAUGUUCAGUCAAACGUGAGCUGGAGCAUUGGUUUAGCCAUCCCAGCUAUCUUGAUGUUACUUGGCUGCAUCAUCUUCUUCGCUGGCUCUAAGCUUUACGUCAAGGUUAAAGCCAGUGGCAGUCCCAUUCAUAGCAUAACACGUGUCAUCGUUGUCGCGAUCAAGAAAAGGAGGUUAAAGCUAGUUGGUUCGUCUUCUGAUGGUCUUUACAACUACAUAGCGAAGGACUCCAAGAACUCGAAACUUAGCCAUACAAAGCAGUUUAGGUGCCUUGACAAAGCGGCAAUCCAAACACCAGACGACAAGCUGAACAUAGAUGGAUCACCAGCGAACCCAUGGAACUUUUGCAGUAUCCAGCAAGUGGAGGAAGUGAAGUGCGUGAUCCGUGUGCUUCCGGUUUGGCUCUCAGCCGCCCUGUUCUACCUAGCUUACAUUCAACAAACAACCUACACAAUCUUCCAGUCUCUUCAAUCCGACAGACGCCUCGGCUCGGGAACUUUCCAGAUCCCAGCCGCGACUUAUACGGUCUUCUUGAUGCUUGGAAUGACAAUCUUCAUACCCAUCUACGACCGCGUCCUUGUACCUUUCCUUAGAAAGUACACAGGGAGAGACGGCGGUAUCACACAGCUUCAGAGAGUUGGAGCGGGACUGUUUCUAUGCAUCGCAAGCAUGAUGGUGUCCGCAGGUGUAGAGCAACACAGAAGAAAUGUAGCUUUGACAAGACCGACGCUAGGUUUUGCACCGAGAAAAGGAGCGAUCUCUUCAAUGUCCGGUAUGUGUCUUAUCCCUCAGCUAGUGUUAAUGGGCAUCGGAGACGCCUUAGCUGGAGUUGGUCAGAUGGAGUUUUACUACAAACAGUUUCCAGAGAACAUGAGAAGCUUUGCGGGUUCUCUGUAUUAUUGUGGGAUUGGGUUGGCGAGUUACCUAAGCAGCUUUUUGUUAUCGGCGGUGCAUGAUGUCACGGAGGGAUCUAGGGGUGGGAACUGGCUUCCUGAAGAUCUGAACAAAGGGAGAUUGGAGUAUUUUUACUACUUUGUUGCUGGUGUGAUGACACUCAACUUUGCUUAUUUCUUGUUGGUCUCACAUUGGUACCGUUACAAAGAUGUCGUGGACAAGGACAAGUCUUGUGAUGAGUUUGAUAAGGUUUCAGUGUAAUAAAGAUUUUUACUAAGAAAAGUUGUGCGUCUAAACAUCUUUGUGCGUCUAAACUCUUGUGUUUAAGAGUUUUGAGUUGGCUUUGAGAUAAUAAAGGUAAAACCUUUGAACAAAACAUUACCUACAAAUUA